AUGGGUCACGUCUCCUGGGCUCUGGGCGUCCUGUUGAAAAUUGCCGCCAGCUUGCCCGCAGCCUGUCCAACAGACGACCCGGGGAUGGAUCGGCGUGAUUUGGAUUCCAACUACAACGAGAACACGCACGUCUCGCUCGUCAACGCCACGCCCUACCGCUGGCGCAAGAGCUACAACUCGUCGUACCAGUUGACGGGCUGGGAUGCCGGGUGGCCAGAGUACAUCGAGCCCGGGAGCGCCAGCACCGUCUACGUCCGGACCUGCUUUCGUUGCUUUCCGCAGGACACGAUGGGCGAGGCGACGUACCGCAUCGAAGGGACCGGCAGUCCCAUGUCGCUUCAGGUCGCGUACCGCUCUGGGAAGAAUCACAGGGCCUACGUCCAGUUCCUCGAGGACCUGGAGACGCCCUACAGCGACAAGUCGGCACAGCACAACCUGGGCUUCUCGCAAGGCAGGGGCGGCGUGGGCUUCGUUCUCGCCGGCACCGAGGGCGACUUCAUCUCCAACGGCGACCGGCCGGUGGCUUGGAUGCAGGCCCAGCUCGCCGAGAUUGGACACCUGCCGCUGCGUGAGAUCGCCAUGCCUCGGUCUCACCACUCGGGGCAGUGGAAGAGCCAGAAGCCCAUCGGCGUGGCCACGCCUCGCAACACCCAGACGCAGUCUCUCCCCCUUUACGACCAGCUCAAGGGCGGCGUCAGAGUCCUCGACCUCCGUCCGCUGCUCAGGAAGGGCGACUUCUACAAUCACCAUGGCUCCAGACUCGGGCCCAACUUCCACGGCAUGCUGGGCGCCUCAGUCAAGGACAUGGUCGCCAUGCACAACAAGUUCAUGGCUGACCACCCCGGCGAGCUGUACAUCUGGGACAUCCACGAGGGAGAUGCUCGCGACGGCGACAACAAGUAUCGGCCGCUCGACGACCGGGGCCGCCUCAGGCUCUACAACGAGCUGCGCCAGCUCAGCAACCGCGUCAGGGUCCCCGAGGACGUGGAUCUGUCCAUCCGCCCCCUCAACCAGUUCAUCAGCCGCCGCCGCGGCGCAAGGGGGCGGUCGAGCGUGCUCGUCCGCUUGCCCACGUCUUGGGCUGCCAAGCCGCACUUCCCCGGCAGCAAGGAGGGCUUCGUCUCAGGCGCCAACUUUCCGCUCAAGACUCGCUGGUCAAAUACCAACAAGGCCGAGGAGCUGGUUAAAGACCAGCUCUUUGGGCUGGCAGAGGCUCGCCCUUCGAGGUCCUCGGGCAUGUAUGACGUGCAAUGGAUCCUGACGCAGAAGGGCGCGCAGGUCGCCUUCCCUGUGCAGUACAACUCCAUCAUCGAACUCUCGGGCGCCGCGUGGAGGACUCUGAGUCAGGAGUUUUGGGAGGCCCUCACCGACGAGUCGUACCCUAAUUGGGUCACCAUGGAUGACAUUCAUGGGACUUCGCUCAAGGCCAUGGCCAUGGCUAUUAACAAGUGCUUUGCGGCGAGGCGGUGUGGCCAUCUCGGGGGCAGAGUUACCGGCAUUACGAACACGACACUGGUUUCCCAGGAGGCUCUCAAGGAUGGGACGGAGACGUAG
Metarhizium album ARSEF 1941 is the source of this 1554-nucleotide messenger RNA. RefSeq names its product LysM domain-containing protein. Gene Ontology annotation, biological process: lipid metabolic process. Lineage: Eukaryota; Fungi; Ascomycota; Sordariomycetes; Hypocreales; Clavicipitaceae. The record is from RefSeq and is a predicted model, not a curated record. The transcript has a single exon. Gene Ontology annotation, molecular function: phosphoric diester hydrolase activity. The coding region runs from base 1 to 1554 and encodes 517 amino acids.